AAUAAAUGAAGACCAACCGAAAGCCGUCGGGAAACAUCAUGAGGAAGUAUUAUCAGUUAAUACUCGUCGUAGUAUGCUUCGUGAGCAUCGUAACGCUGUUAAUAUACCGCCACGAGUAUUACAGAUUGCGGUAUGUACUAGAAGUACUCAACUUUUUCGGCAAACCCGGCUUAUCUGAGAUAGAAUUUUGCGGCCCUGGUUUCAACGCUACAAUGCUAUCUGAAAUAUUAAGAAAUUCUUCGCUAGAAGUAAGGGAAACACCGCCGCUGUUUCAAGAAAUAGACGACAACUUCUACUCAUAUUCAUCAUUUUUACGGUCAUACCAAAAGUAUGAAAAACUAACGCAGUCCCCGGCCCAUAAUAUUGACACAAUUGUCAUAGGUAAAGCACAUGCUAGACCUGACUUCAGGUGUAAUAUAUGGUUAGAAAACGCGCCUACACCAAAGGCUGGAAGAUUCACAUAUAAAAUUAUGUCUGAACCUAUUAAUGAUUUUCGUUUGUAUGUUUUUCAAUGUGCUUUAAACAGAAACUUAGGCAAACCAAAAGGUGUUAGCUUCUAUUUAAACAAUUACAACAUCAAUCCAAUUCAUGCACCAAUUAACAAGGUCAUUCAAGUCAAUACAAAACGACGGCCUAGAGAAAGUAGCAGUAUAAAGUUUGUCAACUUUAUAGAACCGGCAAUCUGUGUGAUACCAAAUCAAAUACCACUUGUAUCGAGAGAUUCUUUUAUAGAGUUCUUAGUCUUUCAUCACAUGAUGGGUGUAAAUCAAUUUACUAUUUAUGAUAGUAUGAUAUCCGAAGACAUAAUAAGACGUUUAAAUUUAAUACCAACGGAUAUCACACAAUGGAACAUUCAGUUCUUUCCAUUAAAUUACCCAUUUAUAUUUGCAAAGUCUUAUGACAUUGUCCGUAGUGCUAUAGAGCUAGACUGCUUAUUUAGACACUUUAGGUUUGAUAAAGAAGACAACGAUAAAGCAAGUCAUGCUAUGAUACUGUCUUGGGAUGAAUUUUUAGUACCAAGAUUACAUAAUAACUUAAGAACUGUUAUUGAUGAUUUCGAUCCUAGAAGGAAUAUACGAACAAUAGAAGUAAAACCAUUAUUGUUUUGUCUAAAUCAAGCAGAUGAUGAUAAUUCUGAAAUGGGACAUCCAGAAAUCAUGAGAAAGACACACUAUUUUAUGCUAAAUCAAAAAUUGAAGUCUGUAUACAUAAGAAAUUUAGAUUCCAUGACAACUUUUGAUGACAUAUUUGAUAUUAAUGGUGGAAGUAGUGAUAUUGCACUUGAGGUACUAGGAGCGCACAAGUAUACAGAAUGUAGAGAUCCAAAGACCUAUUCGCCAUAUGGUUUGGGGUACAAUGAAACACAGAUGCAGGUGUUUCAACACAAGUUUGAAGGUGCUAUGUUGAAGUUUGAUCAGAGCUUAGUAAGCGACAAGGUUUAUAGACUGUACCGGUCAGGUAAAAUAUGGGAAAAAACGUCAAACGAAAAUGUGAGGGAUAUGUUAUGAAUUGAAUAUUAAUUGCAUUAAUUGGUUAGUGAUAAAUAAAUAUUUAUUGGAAUAUAAUUUUUAUGAGUUUGCAGGCAAUUGGGAUUGCAAAGAUUUGCCACAAGCAUACAAUUUUUUUCUUUGUAUCAAUGUGUAUGAUACUAUAGAAUACUGUAUCGGCCUAUAUUAUGUAUUAUGCCACUGCUGGGCACCGGUCUUCCUUAAAAUAUAGGUGUGGAUGAGGGUGAAGAAUAAGUAAUUAGUUUUAAUAUAAGCAAGUGUCAGCAGGACAAAUUUCUUUUUUGAGCACUUCUGAUUUCCUUAUUGGGUUGUUUUAUUAUUAAAAUUAUUUUAUUAUCGAUAAUGAUAUCAGUAUUUAACCACAUGUGUUACCCCUUUUGUUGAAUAUAAUAAAUUUUAGGUGUGCAAAAAUGGUUACAGAUAUAAUGUGCUGAUUCUGAAUAAUUUUUCACUAUUGUUGAUUCAAUCAAACUAAACUUAAGUUCAGUGCAACUGUCUUUCUUGUUAUCAAUUAAAGGACGACCUUUAUUUUGUUAUAAAUCAUCAUUAUACACACCAUCUAGGUUCGUUGAGUAAUCCAUGGAGUAAAUGUUAUGUCGCUUCCACAUUUAUACGAUGAACUGCUAUGUAGUAGAAUUCCCUGCCUACAGACUUGUUCCCUAAACAGCGGCCUUACCUUGAACUCUUAUUACAGUUUAGUAAUAAGAGUUCAACAACAAAGAAGGGAGAUGGUGAUAUAUCUCCAAGAAGUGCUGUCUCACAACGAUUCAUUUUAUAUCCUAAACUUUAAAUCAGGCAAAAUGGAGCUUAGAAGUUAAUUUCUUUUUAAUAAAAAAAAGAUUUUAGUUUUUAUUUUGUUUUUACGAUAUAUGAGACAGAUACACCGAAUUUAAAUUUAGUCUUGCGUUUGGACUGUACGUCCAAAACUGAAUACAAAAUGAAAAUAAGUAUAUUAUUAUUAGUGAAACAUUACAUCAGAAUAUAUUGAAGUUUUAUUAUAUUAACCUUUUAGUUUUAAGAUAAAUAAUGUUGCAUGUUAAUUAUGUUUUCUCGAAAAUGUAAUUCAACAAAAUAUGAGUUUGUAAUAAAACCUCCAGUGAAUUUUAGAAGAGGUGAUCCUACUUACCAAGACUUAUGUCAAGCAACAAAUAUUCUGCUGUUGCUUCGACGUCAGUGCGUUUGGUGGGGUAGUAUAUAGUGUGUAAUCUGCACAUCAUGUAGUAAAUAAUAUAAUAAGACAUGGAUAGUAACUGCAUACAAACGUAUGCAGCACAGCUUGUAUGUGUGUGCGCCCGCCGCGUGCCGUGUACGGACGCACACAUUUACAAAAUUUCGCGAUGCACUCGCGUAUGCAUAGCGCUGGUCAUCACACGCACUUUUCAUUAUUAUGCAAAUGUGUGCGUCGGGCGUGCACACAUACAAGUCACACUGCUACGUUUGUAGGGAGUUACCAUACUCGUCUUAUUAUACAUAACCAUUUCAUUAUACAGAAAGACUCUACCACUAAAGACGCAUUUAAGUCUUUAAAAGUUAAUCAUAUUAUUGUAUGAUUAGUGUAGGUGGAGUCUCUUGUGAAAAGUAAUAAAAAUUGCAUAGAGCGCUGCGAUGGAUGGAAUUUAGUAAAAUAUCAGAAAGUUGUGCCUUGUUAGGGGUGGUUAGAUAGAAAUUAUCUCCAGCAUUUAUAACCUAACAAUCCGCGCAGAUAGAGCGUAAAUAUAUGUGUGUACUAGAUAAUGUGUCUAUAAAAUAUAAUUGUUCGAUUUACGUCUUGCCAUUAUAUAGAUUGACUGAUAGAUCUAAAAACAUUGCCAUCUCCUUUAACUCUAAAUUAGUUUAAAAAACGCAUAGUUUAGCGUACGUAUUGGACGUAAUUCAGAAUCGAUAUACGACUCCAAAAGUCAUACUUAAAAUUGAAAAAUAUGACACAGAGAUUUUCAGCUCUAUCUGUUUGGAAUUAAUUUCCGUAUAAAAUGAGACUGCUUUAGUAAUUAUACUUACAAACUUAUUACCUCUGAUGAUCAGAUAAUGUGCUUGUUAUCUUAAGUCAAUCAAACCAACUUUAUUAUUAAGCAUGAAUAUGUAUAAUCGAGGUACUUCUGUCUAUGGGAUAAUUGCAUACUUUUCAUAGUAUUAUUUAAGAAAUUACUUUGAAACAUAUAAGGCCCGGAUUUCUUCUAAGGCUCAAUUUACUGUGCCGCGGAACGGAAUGGGAGGACGAAUUUUUGUAAUGAAAUUGUACGUAGUAUAAUUAUUAACUUUAUAUCAAAUGUGUAACGUAUAAACUAGAUAUGAUACCUUAGCUGCGAAACUCGGAAUAAUAAACUAGUGGAAGUGUGAAGUGGGCGUUCCUUUGUAGCUAUUGUUAUGAUAUAUCUAUCAUAACCAAACUUUGAUGUGCGUCAACGUUCUCUUGAGGCAAACGUGGGCUUCACUACGUAAACCAGAAAUAUUUUGAGCAAAUUAUGGUUUAUUAUUCUGUUUUGUGCUGUCGAAAUAAUAGCAAUAAUAAAAAUAUAUCUGGUGAAGGCGUUUCAUAUCAUCGGUAAGUGUUAUUUUCAUUAAAUAUUACUAAUUUUUUUUUUUCUGUAUACUACGGACUUCAUUUCGUGUGUUAAUUAUAUCCGAUCAAGAUAUUAUUAUUAUUAUUAAUUAUUUUUAGUAGUGUAAUGUAAGAUUAG
Hyposmocoma kahamanoa is the source of this 4186-nucleotide messenger RNA. RefSeq lists its product as uncharacterized. The transcript has a single exon. The coding region runs from base 6 to 1508 and encodes 500 amino acids. Lineage: Eukaryota; Metazoa; Arthropoda; Insecta; Lepidoptera; Cosmopterigidae. The record is from RefSeq and is a predicted model, not a curated record.